AUGGCGGCUAUCAUCUUUGCGUGGCCGAUUGGCUGGUUCUUCUCGUCCGCCCUUUUAUUUUUCCUCGGCCUACGACAUGAAUCUAGACGACGAAGAAUAAUUCUAGCCGCCCUUCACGUACUUGCAGUUGCUGCAAGCCUGGGGGCCAGUGGCGAGGCCUUACGCAAGCUGCCCCUGCUUGCUGUGCCUUUUGUCAUCGGAGUGACGGCGCACACGACUUCUAUCCUGCUCCUGGACAAGGGAACUAGUACGGCUGGUCUUUCACUCUCUGCGCAGCUAAAGGCAACGACCCUUCUCUGGUGCAAUAUCCGGAGGCUGGAGCCCUGCGGCUCCCGGCCCGCCACGGGAUCAACGCUGGGAUGCCAGCGCCGCAUCUCGUUCGGUCUAGGUCGCAUCUCGAGAACCCUGGUCUUCUGGCUUGUUGACUGGUCGAUAUCCGAGAUUCUACUCUUCCGGACACUGCGCUCCCUCCCUCUCGGGAUCCACAGCUUUGCGCCCGACAAGCGGACCGUCCUUCCGAGUCCCUGGACUUCUCCAGGGCUCGCAUACUCGGACUAUGUUCUCCGAGCCAUCACGAGCAUGCACUGGAUAUGGAUCACAUACUGCGGCUUGACGAUGAUGCACCAUUUGUCAGCCGCACUCUUCGUCUCGGUGUUGAGUUGGGAAUCUCCCAGCAACUGGGCGGGACCACCGCUUUUCGGCUCCAUCUGGGAUGCCUACACUCUCCGCCGCUUCUGGGGCGUCUUCUGGCACCGGCUGCAUGUCGUUCCAUUCGCGGCUUACACGCCGCCUCUGCCCAAGGCGCUUCGCGCUCUGUGGGUCUUCUUGCUUUCUGCGGCUGGUCACGCGCUGGUGAACUGGGUCAUGUAUCGCAGGGGGUAUGCAGCAUCCGAGUUCUCGUUUUUCGUCCUGAAUUGGGCCGUGUGCUUGUGCGAACAUGUUAUUGGCGUGGAUGGCGGGAGGAUGUCUGGCAGACUCGCCAGUAAGCCCCCGUCGACGACUAGGCGAAUCGCCGGUCUCUUCUCCGUAUGGCUGUUCUUCUUUUGUACCGUACCGGCGUGGCAGUAUCCUGAAGUUUAUGACAGGUCCUGA
Molecule: messenger RNA, 1092 nt
Organism: Colletotrichum aenigma
Lineage: Eukaryota; Fungi; Ascomycota; Sordariomycetes; Glomerellales; Glomerellaceae
Exons: 1
Coding region: 1-1092 (363 amino acids)
Source: RefSeq, a predicted model, not a curated record